Talaromyces amestolkiae is the source of this 2781-nucleotide messenger RNA. RefSeq lists its product as uncharacterized. The record is from RefSeq and is a predicted model, not a curated record. The transcript has 5 exons. Bases 1 to 2781 code for a protein of 926 amino acids. Gene Ontology annotation, biological process: protein phosphorylation. Gene Ontology annotation, molecular function: protein kinase activity; ATP binding. NCBI's taxonomy places the organism in Eukaryota, Fungi, Ascomycota, Eurotiomycetes, Eurotiales, Trichocomaceae.
AUGCAGGCAGUCAGGGCGAAAGCAGAGGUCCUGUCCCAGAAGGAAAAGCUUGUCAACUCCUACAAUGAGUUACUUCAGGAGUUUUCCUCGACGGACCUCCGCAGCGUUGGCAAUUACACGCUUGGAAGACUGAUUGGCAAAGGCUCCUUUGGCAAGGUCUAUCUCGCGACUCACAAGCUUACAAACAACUCCAAGGUCGUUCUGAAAUCCUCGAAUAAGCAAGAUUCCAAUCUCGCGCGCGAAAUACAUCACCACCGCCAAUUCCUCCACCCUCAUAUCGCGCGACUUUACGAGGUCAUUGUAACGGAGAACUUGGUUUGGCUGGUGCUAGAAUACUGUCCGGGCGAUGAACUAUACAACUACAUCUUGGAACAUGGUCCUCUGCCCGUCGACAAGGUCCGCCGGAUUUUCGCACAAUUAGUCGGAGCCGUCGCAUACGUUCACAGCAAAUCGUGCGUACACAGAGACCUGAAGCUCGAGAACAUUCUACUUGAUAAACAUGGAAACGUCAAAUUGUGCGACUUUGGAUUUACUCGCGAAUAUGAGGGCAAGGCCAGCUAUUUGCAGACUUUCUGCGGCACGAUAUGUUAUAGCGCGCCGGAGAUGCUGAAAGGAGAAAAGUAUGCGGGAGAAAAAGUCGAUGUAUGGAGUCUAGGGAUUAUACUCUACGCGCUUCUGGCGGGAGAGCUUCCAUAUGAUGAAGAUGACGACCAAGAAACAAAGGCAAAAAUUCUCAAGGAGGACCCCGUUUUUAGUGACAAGUUUCCGGACGACUCGCAAGCAUUGAUCAAGAUUUUGCUAUCGAAGCGGCCUCUGUUACGCCCGACGUUAGCUGAAAUCUUGACGCAUCCAUUUCUGGCAGAACACGGAGUGGAGCAGCAGAUCAUUUUACAAGCACCACGACCGUCUCCAUUUACGACAGCUCUAGAGAAAACGACUCUGCUACGUAUGAAAAGCGCAGGUGUGAACAUUGAUCAGGUCAUAGAACACGUUCUGGCGCAACGAUGUGAUGCCUUGGCCGGAUGGUGGGCUUUGCUCAUCGAAAAAGAGGAACGAAAAGAAAAGAAACGCGAAAAAAGGAGGAAAGAAAAGGAGGCCGAUGCUCGUAGCUUGCGUCGCUUGAGUGCCGCCAGCAGUCGGUUGGAAAAGAUUUCUGCUCUAGUUGAAGUUGAUGAAGAGGGUACUGCGGCAGACACUCUACAGACAAGAGGAAGAAGAGAUCGUCGCAGUCUACCGAAUCCCGAGCUUUCAAUACCGGAAGUCCCGAAAGUACCAGAAGCAUAUGCAAAUAUUCCAGCUUUGGAUAUUGCAUUACCACCGCAGCCGAUUGAUAAAGACUCGAUACGAUCAUUGAGUUCCACCAGACGACGUCCUGUGCCUCCACCAAAAGAGAAUCGUCCUUCCCGACCUAGCAUGCUCCAUGUUAGUGCAUCUCAGCCGGAACUAGCAUCCCAUUCUAGCGGUCUCUUUAGACGCCGUACAGGUCGACGCAACCAGCACUCUCUGAUGAGCCAACUGGCAUCGCUCAAACAUUGGAUAGUCGAGUCGGCAAAACGUGCCAAAUCACCUCAUCCCCGAACACCAAAGAGCACCAGUGCCCAGUCUUCAAAGUCGAAAUCUAGUCCGGGCAAAAAUUCGGACACUCAACGCAGACCAGUAGCGAAAUCCACUACGAAUGCGGAAGCACCGCUCAUGACGCCGACGCAGAUCAAGCGUUCAUCGAAUGCCAGCAGUCUUGCGCCUAACAGUGCGUCUUAUGCUCAUCAUCGAAAUUCAUACGGGCGCGCGCCUCGCAGUCAUCGGAACUCAUUGUCUCCUGCUCCUCUUACUCCGCGGGGCUCCUAUCGACGUUCAUCUGUUGGUUUGCGCGGGCGCAAGUCAACUUCAUCAUCUGUCUCUUCUGUGAGGAGUAUCCACCAUGCCCAUUCCCACUCUAAAGCUUCAUCUAUUUCAUCGAACAGCAUCGAUACCAUGUCUACGCCAACUGCCUCAAGAAUAAGCCGCUCUCCGCAUACAUCUGUCAAAGUACUUCCUGCUACACCUAAUGCUAGUUCUCGAUUUCCCAGCAAUAUCCGGCUCGUACGCAACCCACCGCAUGCUAUACGAGACGUGAACGACCCCAAUAACCAUGGUAUCUACUCUGUAUUUAAUGAUGCGGUGGCUGGUCCGUCAACAGCACCUCCACAAGCACCUGGCUUUAUAUUUGCUCGACGGAAGAGAACGCCAUUCAGAGGGCCAAUGCUCCAUACUAAUACAUUGAUGUUUACGAACGGACCGGGAACACCUAAUCUAUCGCCUCCACUUCAACGAGAAGCUGCAUCAAGCGAAACCGUCAAGCCACACACGCGCAAAAGCCAGAUUAUAGAAGAGGAAGACGAUGAUAUAGGAGAGGAUAUUGAGGAGGUUGACACAUUCAGCGAUCCUGGCGUCACAGAUACCAGCUUCACGGCUGAGGCUGUGAUUGAGCUUGAAGAGGACGGCGAUGAAACAAUAGUCUUUGCGCCGGUUGAGACGGAAACACUGAAGGGGAGUCCUCAGGAAGCAGCUCUUGAGCCGGCGAUUGAGCCUUCGUCUUCUAUCCCACCGCGGACAUCAUCGCUGAAUGAUCCUGACGUUCUUCAAAAUCCGAUAGACGAGGUCAUUGAAGAGCAGCCCGAUCUGGAGGCCGAAACAGCAGCAGCGCCAGCGCCAGAGACCACUGAAGCGGUCGAGACGAUUAUACCUGAAGAAGCAGCACCAACCGACGGAACAUCAAACCAAAAGACUCCUACCACAACCUAA